This is a messenger RNA of Periconia digitata, 801 nucleotides long. The record is from the annotation of a GenBank genome assembly. Lineage: Eukaryota; Fungi; Ascomycota; Dothideomycetes; Pleosporales; Periconiaceae.
AUGGGGGUUUUCUACGAAACUAUUCCAGACAACUUGAAGACAUGGAUCCUUGACCAGAAAAUGCUCUGGGUCGGCACCGCACCUCUCGCAUCCGACGGGCACAUCAACAUCUCUCCCAAAGGUGGUAAAGCCUUUGGUAUUCCCUCCCCUACCUCCUUCUGGUACCUCGAUCUUACAGGAUCUGGCGUCGAAACCCUCGCGCACUUGCACGAACCGGGAAACGCACGCAUUUGUAUCAUGUUCCUGGCCUUCGAAGGCGCGCCCAAGAUCAUCCGGCUCUGGGGACACGGGCGCGCUGUCGAGAAUGGAACCCCCGAAUUUGAUGCGCUUGUGGAAGAUUACAAGAUCCAACUAAUUCCUGGCGCGAGGAGCGUGGUGGUCGUGGAUGUGCAUCAGGUGGCGAGCAGCUGUGGAUUUUCGGUGCCAUACUACGAGUGGAAGGGGUGGAGGAGUACGUUGGAUGAACAUUUUGCGAAGAAGGAUCGGAAAUUUCGGGACGGAGAUGAGAAGGAGAGUAUGGACAGAUACUGGGCCUGGAAAUCCCAACUCAGUAUCGACGGUCUGCCUGGGAUGAAGCGUGGCUACCAGUAUGCGCAACAUAACGAUAUAGCGCCGCUCAAGAAGAUGAUAGGGAAGUACGCUCCUGACCCUAAAAAUCCGCGCACCGUAACCGAGAAUGCGUCGCCGAUUCACGUAUUGAUGGUCGGGCUGCUAUGUUUUGUGAUUGGCGUAGUGCUUACGCUUACGAUGGUUGAUCCGGAAAUCAUAAGGAAAGUGCAGAAGAAGGAGUUAUUUAUUUAA